This is a messenger RNA of Carassius gibelio (silver crucian carp), 3531 nucleotides long. Its product is annotated as transient receptor potential cation channel subfamily M member 7-like. NCBI's taxonomy places the organism in Eukaryota, Metazoa, Chordata, Actinopteri, Cypriniformes, Cyprinidae. The transcript is spliced from 21 exons. The record is from RefSeq and is a predicted model, not a curated record. Gene Ontology annotation, biological process: monoatomic cation transmembrane transport; protein tetramerization; monoatomic cation homeostasis. Gene Ontology annotation, cellular component: membrane. Bases 38 to 2866 code for a protein of 942 amino acids. Gene Ontology annotation, molecular function: calcium channel activity; ATP binding; protein serine/threonine kinase activity.
GUUCUGUGUGUUCUAGCUCUUCUACAUCGGCUUCCUGAUGCUGUAUUCAUACGUGGUGUUGGUGAAGAUGGAGUCGUUUCCGUCUCCUCAGGAAUGGGUCGUCAUUCUUUGCAUCUUCACGUUGGGGGUGGAGAAGAUUCGAGAGAUGUUCAUGUCUGAAGGAGGUAAAAUCAGUCAGAAGAUUAAAGUCUGGUUCUGCGACUACUUCAACGUUUCUGAUUUCCUGGCCAUCCUGAUGUUCUUCGUGGGCUUCGGUCUGCGCUUCGGCUCGGGGAUCGUGUUCAUCACGGGCCGGUUAGUGUACUGUCUGAACAUCAUCUUCUGGUACGUACGGCUGCUGGACAUCCUGGCGGUCAAUCAGCAGGCCGGACCCUACGUCAUGAUGAUCGGGAAGAUGGUGGCCAACAUGUUCUACAUCGUGGUCAUCAUGGCCGUGGUGCUGCUGAGUUUUGGAGUUCCCCGGAAAGCCAUUCUGUACCCAAACGAGGAUCCCUCGUGGACCUUAGCCAGAGAUGUGGUGUUCCAGCCCUACUGGAUGAUGUACGGUGAAGUCUACGCCUACGAGAUCGAUGUGUGUGCGAACUCGAGCGACCCGAACGUGAAGGAUCUGUGCGGGCCCGGUGUGUGGCUGACGCAGCUGCUGCAGGCCGUCUAUCUGUUCGUCCAGUACAUCCUGAUGGUCAACCUGCUCAUCGCCUUCUUCAAUAACGUCUACAUGCAGGUGAAGUCCAUAUCCAACCUGGUGUGGAAAUACCAGCGCUAUCACUUCGUCAUGGAGUACCACGACAAGCCCGUCCUUCCUCCGCCGCUGAUUCUGCUCAGCCACGCCGCGUCUGUGCUGUCCUCCAUCUGCAGGAAGAGGAAGAAGGACAGCAGCACCUACGGCCCAAAGCUCUUCCUGACCGAGGAGGACCAGAAGAAGCUGCACGACUUCGAGGAGCAGUGCGUGGAGACAUACUUCCACGAGAAAGACGAUCAGUUUCACUCUGGGAGUGAAGAGAGAAUCAGACUCACGUCCGACAGGGUGGAAACGAUGUGUGUGCAGCUGAAGGAGGUGGGAAACAAGGUGAACUUCAUCAAGCGCUCUCUGCACACGCUGGAUUCUCAGAUCGGACACCUGCAGGACCUGUCUGCGCUCACGGUGGACACACUGAAGGCACUGACCGCGCAGCGAGCGUCCGAGGCUAGCAAAGUGCACAACCAGAUCACACGCGAGCUCAGCGUCUCCAAGAACCUGGGGCCCGACCUGACGGGGCACUCGAAGUCCAGCGCUCUGGUGCGGUGCAGCGUGGGAUUCCUGCCUCCCACCACCAGCAUAGCAGAGUCUCUGUUCGGGGGCGGAGCCGAGGAGCGGCAGGGGGCGGAGCUUCCUCCCAGCCUCCAGAGACGGCCUGCGCUCACAGCCUCGUCUGGAUCCUCUGAGGUCACCUCACCACAGCUGCGGCGCCGCGGACGCUCCGUGCAGCAGGACACGUGUCCCAGCAGCCCCGUCAGCACCCCGCCGCAGACACACACGGAGCCGGCGCACGUCACAGUGGAGUUCGGGGCCUUCGUGGGUCACAAGGAUGAUCCUGAGGGUCAGAGGUCGUUUCCUAAAGAGGGUGCUGUCAGCCGUCAGCCGAGUCCCUCCAGAAAGACUCGAGACGCGGCGGCCGCGGCGCAGGGUCACGUGCGGAUGGUGAACUCGUACGCCGGCUUCACCGAGCUCGACAGAAACCCUUCAGUCCUGCAGCCAGAGUCCGCGCUCGGGAAGCAGGAGAGCACACGCGUGUCGCUGGAGGACGUCUCGUGUUAUGAGGAUCCGCUGCUGGGGAAAUCAUCUCAGUCCAGUAAACCGAGUCCAGGAGAAGACAUCUCAAACACUGCAGCGGGGCUGUACGGUGCUCGUCACACACACCUCUCCGUGUGGAAGGACUCGAUCAGUUCUCCGUUCAAGCCCAUGGACAGUUAUCAGUAUUCAGCGGUGGAGCGUAAUAACCUGAUGCGGUUGUCCCAGAGUAUUCCAUUCACCCCAGUGCCCCCUCGAGGUGAACCGGUGACCGUGUACCGUCUGGAGGAGAGCUCUCCCAACAGCAUCAAUAACAGCAUGUCGUCCUGGGCUCAGCGUGGUCUCUGUGCUAAGAUCGAGUUCCUCAGUAAGGAGGAGAUGGGUGGAGGUCUGCGCCGGGCGCUGAAGGUGCUCUGCACCUGGUCCGAGUACGACAUCCUCAAGCCUGGACACCUGUACAUCGUCAAGUCCUUCCUGCCCGAGGUGGUCAACACCUGGCAGAGCAUCUACAGAGAGGACACCGUCCUGCACCUCUGUCUCAGGGAAAUUCAGCAGCAGAGAGCAGCUCAGAAACUCACGUUUGCCUUCAAUCAGAUCAGACCCAAAACCAUCCCAUACUCCCCCAGGUUUCUGGAGGUCUUCCUGCUCUACUGUCACUCUGCCGGUCAGUGGUUUGCCAUCGAGGAGUGCAUCACUGGAGACUUCCGCAAGUUUAAUAAUAACAACGGGGAUGAAAUCGUGCCGACCAACCUUCUGGAGGAAACCAUGCUGGCCUUCAGCCACUGGACGUAUGAGUACACUCGAGGAGAGCUGCUGGUGCUGGACCUGCAGGGGGUCGGUGAGAUACUGACAGAUCCAUCAGUCAUCAAGAGCGGAGAGAAAGGGUCUUAUGAUAUGAUCUUUGGGCCGGCGAAUCUCGGAGACGAUGCCAUUCGAAACUUCCGCACCAAACAUCACUGCAACUCGUGCUGCAGGAAACUCAAGCUUCCCGAUCUGAAGCGGAACGACUACACUCCUGAUAAACUGACGCUGCAGCAUGACCCCUCCGAGGACCCGUCCGCUAAAGAACAGCGUCCCUCAAUGCGCUUAAUGCUGUGAGACACACACACACACACACACACACACACACACACACACACACACAUCACAGUGUGUGUGCGGAGGACAUAAGUGUGCAUGUUUUAUAUGAAUGUGUCGCCUCUGAACAAAUGAUGCAAUCUAGAGAUGUUUUAAUAAAUCACAUUUUAUCCUGUACAAUUAUAACAGGGAGUAUGAGCUUUUAAAAGUAUUUUUUUAAGUUUUUAUGGCUGUAUAAAAGUAUAAAGUGGUUAAUAACUGGUACAAUAUCACUGUAUUGUUACAUAUUUAUUCUAAAUUACAGGAAGUAGCCUUGUAUAAAAUAAAAGCUAUUUUACGUGUGAUGUCUGUUAGUUUUGGGAAAGACCUCUGGCUCAUUAAACUAUUAUCAGAUGUUGUACAGAGCUGUAUGAAUGCAUCUAUGGUUUGAACCUCGUGUAGAUUAUGGGCAGAUUGCAAUGCAAACCACAGAAGAGUGUGUGAUCUGACUGAGACUCACGUUAUAAUGUUACAGAGGUACUGUCGUCAGAGUAUCGUGUGAAAGGGUUAAUCGUGUAUCUCAUAGAUACAUUUAUCUGGCACAGUUCUAUCAACUCAAACAUGAGAGUAUUUGAUGCUGGGGAUGCUAUAUUAAUGGAUCUGUACACAUUUUUUACUGUAUAUUUAAUAAAACACUGAAAAACCUG